Molecule: messenger RNA, 1020 nt
Organism: Exserohilum turcica Et28A
Lineage: Eukaryota; Fungi; Ascomycota; Dothideomycetes; Pleosporales; Pleosporaceae
Exons: 3
Coding region: 1-1020 (339 amino acids)
Cellular component (GO): mitochondrion
Molecular function (GO): zinc ion binding; oxidoreductase activity
Source: RefSeq, a predicted model, not a curated record
AUGAAGGCUGUAUAUAUUGACAAAUUUGUCACGGACAUUGCUAGUCUGAAGCCUUCGGCCAUCCCUGAUGUCAAACCAAAAAGGCCUGGAGACAUCUGCAUCAAGGUCACGCAUGCUGCAGUAACGCAUGUCGAUCUUCUGUAUGCCCAAGGUCUGCACCAGAACAACCGGCGUCAUGUCCAACCUCCUUUUGUGCUAGGCACAGAGUUCUCAGGCAUCGUCGUGUCCAGCCCACCAGGCUCGUCUUUGAAGCCUGGCUCCCGCGUCUUCGGGAGCGGCUUGGGCGCUUACGCUGAAGAGAUUUGCGUCCCUGAAGAAGCUGUCCGCCAUGUACCAGACCAAUGGACAAACGCGGAAGCGUGUGCCGUUGGUGCUAGCGGAGCCGUGAGCUACGGGGCAUUACUCGGUGUUGCCAAACUAAAAGCUGGGGAGACGGUUCUAGUCCUAGGUGCGAGUGGGGGCUUAGGGGUCAUGGCGAUACAGAUUGCAAAGGCUGUGGGUGCAAGGGUUAUCGCUGUGGUUGGCGACGAGGAAAAGGCCGCCGUGGUGAGAGACAUUGGCGCCGAUGAAAUUAUCGACUAUCACAAUGACCAGUGGGAGGAUCGCGUCAAAGAACUGACAAAGGACGGAGAGGGCGUCGAUGUCGUCUACGAUGGCAUUGGUGCAGUGGAGAGUGGGGUCAAGUGUUUGAGGUACCGCGGCCGUUUCGUGAUUGUGGGUUUCGCAGCAAGAAACGGAAACAUUGAAAAAAUUCGUGCGAACCGCAUUCUGCUCAAGUCGAUAGCUGUACAUGGUUAUAGAUUUGGCGAGGACGGCCGCCGAGAUCCACACAUGACAAAGGACAUCUGGCAUGGAUUUUCACGCUUGGUUGACGCUGGCGGUAUACGGCCAGUAGUUUACAAGGAGAAUUACUAUGGAUUGGAGGCGGUUGGUCGGGCGCUGGAGGAUGUGAAGGCGCGGAAACCUUGGGGGAGGACCGUGGUGAGAAUCGGCGAGAGCGGGAAAAUAGCAAGACUGUAG